Molecule: messenger RNA, 675 nt
Organism: Cariama cristata (Red-legged seriema)
Lineage: Eukaryota; Metazoa; Chordata; Aves; Cariamiformes; Cariamidae
Gene: PRG4
Product: proteoglycan 4
Exons: 5
Source: RefSeq, a predicted model, not a curated record
CCGCCAACGACCAGUCCCCGCCGGAUCACCGACGGCUGGGGCAUCCCGUCCCCCAUCGACGCCGUCUUCUCCAGGUGCAACUGCGAUGGGAAAACUUUCUUCAUCAAGGGUCCCCUAUACUGGCGUUUCACUAACAGUGUUAUGGAUAAAGGCUAUCCCAAACCCCUUGCAAAUGGAUUUGCAGGGCUAAGUGGGAAAAUAGUAGCAACCCUCCCCGUGGCAAGAUACAACAACAGACCAGAAUCUGUUUAUUUUAUCAAAAGAGAUGGCAACAUGCAACAGUAUGUGUACAGACAAGAACCUGCCAAGAAGUGUCAAAGACGAACCCAGGUUACUGUAAGAUACCCAGCUUAUGUCCAAAAACUUGUAAUAAGGAGACGCUUUCAACGUGCAGUAAGAAUGCCAACUGUUAUUCAGACUGUCAGAAUCAACCCAUAUCCAUCUGGAGUUUUGCGUAAGGAAAUCAAAAUGACUGCCUACUGGAAAGGGCUCCCGAAAGUUAUUCACUCAACUAUAUCACUACCCAACUACAAUAAGCCAGAUGGCUAUGAUUAUUAUGCCUUCUCUUACAAUCGGUACUACAGUCUGGAUGUUGGCAAAAGAAUAGCAAGACCCGUUACCGCUCUCACAGGAAAGACUGUAUCCAAAGACUGGUACAACUGUCCUAGCAAGUGA